AUGGCGGCGCCCUUGAAGAGCAAUUUUGUUGUCAGUACAAAGAUUGAUGCAUUCUACACAGGAGGCAAAGUUCUCCUCUCUCAAGAUGGACUUCACAUGUUCUGUCAGUGUAAUGAAAAAAUAAAAAUUUUAGAAGUGGAAACUGGAAAAGUUGUACACACAGUUAUCCAGGAUGAUGAAGAUGAGAUCACCUGUUUUACUGUUACCAAUGAUAGCCAGGUUCUCGUGACAGCGGCUCGUAAUCUACUUUUACGACAAUGGGACUGGAAAGAUAAAGUAUGCACAAGAACAUGGAAAGCUAUCCAUGCUGCUCCUGUAGCCAGCAUGACAUUUGACAGUACAUCUACGUUAUUAGCCACUGGUGGGUGUGACAGUACAAUAAAAAUAUGGGACAUCAUUAAGCAGUACUGUACCCAUAACUUGAAAGGCUCACAUGGAGUUGUCAGUAUCGUACAGUUUCAUCCGGAUAUAUCCAGACUUCAGCUUUACUCGGCGUCGGAUGAUUAUAAAAUUAGGAUCUGGGAUUUGCAGACAAGCAGGUGUAUAGCUUUUCUAGAGAGUCACUUCAGUGCUGUAACUGCAAUGAGUUUUACAGAGGACGGUGACACGAUGGUCAGCUCAGGCCGUGACAAUGUUGUCAUCGUCUGGGACGUAGUUAAUUAUUCGGCAAAGAGAACCAUACCAGUGUACGAGACGGUUGAAGGGGUUCUUCUAUUGACAAAAAAAUUACUUCCUGAAAUCCAUGUUGAUGAUAAGAAUCUGUAUUUUAUCACAGCUGGCAGUAAAGGUCUUUUCAGGGUGUGGAACGCAGGUACUGGCAACUGUGUGUUCACACAAACCAAUAGUAUAACACAAAAACCACCUAGCAAGAAGACGAGUGAUGAACAAGACCCAGCUGGUAAUAUUGUCCAGCUACAUCGAUGUGAUGCAUUGAAUGUCCUCUGUGUUGUCUCGUAUGAUCAUAAUAUCGUCUUUUACAAUAUUGAUGAUUUCAACCUAGUCAAGCAGUUUGUCGGUUACAAUGAUGAAGUCCUUGAUGUGAAAUUGAUGGGUGAAAAAGAAACUCAUAUCGCCGUGGCAACCAACAGUGAGCAGAUUCGCAUCAUUGAACUCUCAACUCAGAAUUGUCAGAUUUUGACUGGACACUCGGAUAUUGUGUUGUCGUUGGACGUUUUCAAGGAUGGCUUGUUGAUGGUCAGCAGUUCAAAGGAUAACACAAUCAGGUUAUGGAAAAUGGACGUGUCAACUGGAACUGUGUCUUGUAUUGGUGUCGGUUCUGGUCAUACUCAUGGUAUUGGAACUGUUGCUACGCCAAGCCAUCCGAAAAUCUCCCUGGGGAUUUCACGGCUGGAUAUCAAUUCUGUUGCUGUGUCACCUAAUGAUAAACUAAUAGCUACUGGAUCGCAGGAUAAAUCCGCAAAGAUCUGGUCUUCCAACAAAGCUUCGCUGCUCGGUGUAUGCCGAGGACACCGCAGAGGAAUAUGGUGUCUUCAGUUCUCACCUGUGGAUCAGGUGUUGGCGACGUCUUCUGCUGAUGGUACAAUCAAAAUCUGGUCUAUAUCAGAUUUCACUUGCCUAAAGACAUUCGAAGGGCAUGAUAGUUCUGUUUUAAAGGUUAUAUUUCUGAGUCGAGGAAUGCAGAUUAUGUCAAGCGGUUCAGACGGGUUAUUAAAACUGUGGACAAUUAAAACCAAUGAAUGCGUGAAUACGUUUGAUGAACAUCAGGAUAAAUGUUGGGCAUUGGUGGCUAAGAAACCAGGUGAUUACAUCAUAUCCGGAGCUGCCGACUCUACUCUUAUCAUCUGGCAGGAUGUCACUGAAAUUGAAAAAGAGGAGAUUCUAUCUAAGCAAGAACAUGAUAUUCUCAAAGAGCAAGAACUAUCCAACUUACUGCAACGGAAGAAAUACUUGAAAGCCAUCGGUAUUGCUAUCACUCUAGACCAGCCUUUCAAAGCUCUCUACAUCAUCAAAGAAAUCUUAAGUGAACCGAAUGGUAAAGAAGAUUUAUCCAAAACACUUGGCAAGCUGAGAGCAGAUCAGUUGGAUGCCAUAAUGAAAUUUGCCAUACACUGGAACACUAACUCCAAACACUGUCACCACGCACAGACCGUGCUUCAACUCAUUCUGUGUUCAAUUUCACCGGAUGAUCUCAUGGCGUACCCACAUGCUAAGGAGUGUGUGCAAGCAUUUCUGCCGUACACUGAGCGGCAUUUCCAGAGAAUGAAUCGGUUGCUGCAACAAUCAAUGUUUAUAGAGUAUACUUGGCACAAGAUGAGAAUGGUGGCUGGAGACACAUCAAGUACUAAUGUCGCCAUGGAGAUACAUCAGCCAGCAUUUUCGGUUGAUAAAAGUAAAUCUAUGGACCAAUCAGAUUCAGAUAACAGUAGCCAAUCAGAUGAAGAUGAGAAAUCUGUCAGCCAAUCAGAUUCUAGUUCUGCUGCUGAAGACAACCAAUUAGUUGAGAAAAAAUUCAAUAACCAAUUAGACUCUGAUGACAGUAGCCAAUCAGAUUCAGAUGAGGCUGCCGAGGAUGCUAAUUCAGUCAGCCAAUCAGACUCUCAGGAUGAAUCAGCUGACCAAGCUGAGAUAAAGCGACUCAGGACUACUAAAUCAAGGACUAAGAAAAUCAAACCGAUGCAGAUUGAUAAAAUUGAAAGUGAAAGCGAAUCAGAAAAUGAAAUUAAAAUUCGUAAGCAUGAGAAAACUGCAAGUAAAAUGUCACUUAGGACUCGGAUGAGUAAGAGAAAGCACUUAGAAAAUGACAAAUCUCGCAAUGUAGUUCACGACGAGAAAGAAAAUGUUCCUUCAGACGAUGAAGAUGUGCCUCAGCAGAGAAAUGGAAUGAGACUAAAGCGAAAAACAAUCAAAAAAGUAUCUGAGGUUUCCUUGGUUACACCCAAGACAAAAAAGAAAAUACCAUCCCAAAAAGUUAUGGAAGUAACCAGUAGACGAUCUCUGAGAAAACGAAAAUAAUUACGAUGUAAUUUAAUCAGUUAAUUAAGCAAAGAAAUAAAUUUUCUUUCUUUUACACAA
Molecule: messenger RNA, 3033 nt
Organism: Saccoglossus kowalevskii
Lineage: Eukaryota; Metazoa; Hemichordata; Enteropneusta; Harrimaniidae
Product: transducin beta-like protein 3
Biological process (GO): endonucleolytic cleavage to generate mature 5'-end of SSU-rRNA from (SSU-rRNA, 5.8S rRNA, LSU-rRNA); endonucleolytic cleavage in 5'-ETS of tricistronic rRNA transcript (SSU-rRNA, 5.8S rRNA, LSU-rRNA)
Cellular component (GO): small-subunit processome; 90S preribosome; nucleolus
Molecular function (GO): U3 snoRNA binding; protein binding
Source: RefSeq, a predicted model, not a curated record